AUGAGCGCCGGCUUGAAAUCGGGCUUUGACGGGAUAGAGGACCCAGCGCAAUGGGACUUACACAGUACAUGCGGAAUAGACCUUCAUACAGUCUUCCCCACGGCUUCACCCGCAGCACCCGCUGCCCACACACACGCCCACGCCCGUUCAACAUCACACCAUUCGCCGACGGACCCCGAAUUGCCAUCCAGGCCGGAACCGAACUCAGCGCUGUCGUCACCACACCAAACUUCCGGCGACCCCCACGCGCCCCCGCCUGCUGUCCCUUCGCCUGCGACAGCCAGCCAGGCGCCACGAGAACAGUCCACUCGAAGCGCCAAUCCCCUACCUUGGGGCGUCGACGGCGUCCCUGCGUCGUCGUUCCUGCAAUCGCCGUUUCGCACUCGACGCGGCGGUGCUCCCUCCCGACAACAGGCGCACCCGGCGCAUCUCUGGAAUCCGACCAAUUCAACCCCGAGAAACCUUGCGCCUCCCCACUCGGGCAGGCCGCGGCGCCCGUCCAGUCCGCCUCCCCCUCCGGUUCCCGUCGUUCGUCCCGAGCUUGCCGCCCUCGAAGAGGACCCGCGCGGCGCCCUUGGCAGCCGGGCCGGCGAUUUCCCGCUUCUGACGGUACCCGAGCAGCGAGAGACUCGCCCCCAGCUGUCUAACAGAGCCAGCCUUCAUCUCGACCGGUUUGCCGGAGCUGAGCAGCGUGUUAGUCUACCGCCAUCACUACGCCAUUCAUACGACGGGAAGCGAGCGAGCCACACCCCCUCGCCGGUCGAGGAACCAGAAGCUGGCCCGUCCACAGUUGUCCAUCAAGACACCACCCAGGCCCAUUUGGCUGUUCCCGAAACUAGGAAGGUUCGCAGCCGAGGGCUAAGCUUUACCAAGCUCCAAACACCCAUCGGACUCAGCUUCCGGCCGAGCUCUCGAAAGGAGGACAAAGGCAAAGGAAAAGCCGUCAUGGCACCACUACCCCAAUCACCACAACAAGACGCCGGGGAUGGCUUCACGCCAGACCUAGAGCGCGGGCCCGACCCGGCCGGCAACAACCACCGACACUCGACAGCGUCAGCCAUCUCCGGCAUCGGAUCUGCCAUGUCGAGUGACUCGUCCAUCAUGGGCGAUCCAGACCAGCCGCCAGACAACGGCGAGGAAUGGGGCCCGCAGCACCCGUGCUUCCCGCACCUCAACCCCCACGUACCCAUCGACUCACCCGAGUACGCCAACACGCGCAUCAUCCGCGUGCGCCGCGACUGGUUGCUCGAAGGCGACCUGGCCCCAACCUUCUCCAACCUAUACCCGGACAUCCUCGACCCGGCCGGCGUGUCGGAGCACGAGUUCCGCCGCGUCAUCGACAAGCUCAACUCGGAGCUCGUGCCCAUCUUCAGCCCCUACGCCUGGCGCAAUAUCUUGGACAACGUACUCGGCCUGGCGACCGGUUGGCUGUGGGAUGACCUGGGUCUGACGGCUGCUAAGGGCCGCCUGCGCACCCUCGAGAAGUGGAUCGAGCAGUGGAAUGCUGAUAUGGAGAAGGCUGUGGACACAGAAGAGGGCGGCUUUCCACCCAAGAUUGUGCCGCUGCGUCGCACGGGGUAUAUGACGCUCGAUAUCCAAAUCCCCGACCCUGAGCUCGCACCCGCGUCGCCCACUACAGAUCGCCCGUCCUACGACGGGCCAGAGUCUCUUCCCGUUCAACCACCAGCUGCUGUAACGGCGUGA
Dichotomopilus funicola is the source of this 1704-nucleotide messenger RNA. Its product is annotated as Golgin subfamily A member 7/ERF4 family-domain-containing protein. The coding region runs from base 1 to 1704 and encodes 567 amino acids. Gene Ontology annotation, cellular component: endoplasmic reticulum palmitoyltransferase complex. The record is from RefSeq and is a predicted model, not a curated record. Gene Ontology annotation, biological process: peptidyl-L-cysteine S-palmitoylation; protein targeting to membrane. The transcript is spliced from 3 exons. NCBI's taxonomy places the organism in Eukaryota, Fungi, Ascomycota, Sordariomycetes, Sordariales, Chaetomiaceae.